UUCUGAUUAUUUAUCAGCUUAAAACACACACCGGCAAAUCAAUUGCACUGCCCAGUCGUGAUUGAUACGCGCUUGGCGAAAGUUCCAAUUCAUCAUGAACAUAAAUUUUGAAAACAAGCGCGUUCUCAUAACAGGUGCUUGUCAAGGCAUCGGCAAAGAAGUUGCUCUACGCCUGUCGAAGUACAAGGCAAAGGUCGUAGCCCUGUCGAACAACAAAGAAAACUUGGUCAAACUGUCGAAAGAACAGCCCGAGAUCGAGACGGUAUGCGUCGACCUGCUCGACUGGAAGGCGACCCGAGCAGCUGUCGAGAGCGUUUUACCCAUCGAUCUGCUCGUCAAUAAUGCCGGUGUGUCGGUCAACGAGCACUGCUUGGAGGCGACGCCUGAAAUUUUCGAUCUCACCUUCGGAACGAACGUCAAGGCAAUGCUCAACGUUUCCCAGGUAGUCGCGAAAAAUAUGAUCGAACGCAAAGUGUCAGGUAGUAUCGUUAACCUGUCGUCCCAGGCUUGUCGAGCUGCUUUGCUGGAUCACGUUAUCUACUGCGCUUCGAAAGGGGCCGUCGAUAUGCUGACAAAGACAAUGGCUCUGGAACUGGGUCCACACAAUAUUCGCGUGAACUCGGUGAGACCGACAGUUGUUAUGACAGAACUUGGAAAGAGAGUUUGGGGAGACAGAGAAAGAGCCGAUGAUCUGAAGAGGAAAAUUCCAUUAGGUCGAUUUGCAGAGCCACACGAGGUAGUGGAUGCUAUAGCAUUUUUGCUCAGUGAGCACAGCUCAAUGACAACCGGAGCCGGACUUCCAGUCGACGGUGGAUACCUGGCUGUGUAAUAUAUUCUUAAUCUCGCUCGUUAAAACGUGUUUAGUUUAAUACGUAUCCAUAGCGUUGUUUCAUGAAAAUUAAUAAACAUAUUAAAAAUUUUAAUUGUAUCGUAUAAUUGCCUAAUCGCCCUGUUGAUCUCAAUGUCGCAACGUUGAAAAUUGAGUUGUCUUUAUCACCAUUAUCUAGUGAACUUUCCACUCCCAAGCUACAAUUUCUAUAUACAUCAGUAUAACGUUUUACCCCCUCCACAACUAAAUAUACUCCAGCCUUCCGUCAUCGCGAGUGAUAACUAUAAACGCGAGCACUGCAGUACACUACAGUUAACAUUGAAGUGCUCUCGAGAUAACUUUUCAACAUGAACAUCAGAUUCGAGGGGAAACGUAUCCUUGUUACAGGAGCAGGACAAGGAAUCGGAAGAGAAAUGGCUCUCCGUUUGUCAAAAUUCGGUGGCACAGUGAUAGCUCUUUCGAAAACGAAGGAGAACCUCGACAUCCUAACCAAACAAGACUCGAAGAUCGAGACCCUCUGCGUAAACUUGCGAGACUGGCACGCGACCAGAAAAGCAAUCAAAAGCGUUCUGCCCAUCGACCUUUUGGUAAAUAACGCCGGAGUAGCUUGUCUGAGGCCGUUUUUGCAAGCCACUCAGGAUGACUUCGAUCUGACUUUCGACGUCAAUGUCAAACAGAUAUUGAACGUUUCGCAAAUCGUCGCGGAGAAUAUGAUCCAGAGAAAAGUCGCCGGAAGCAUUGUUAAUAUAUCGUCCCAAGCUAGCCAAGCUGCGCUCAAAGAUCACGCGAUAUACUGCGCUUCCAAGGGAGCUUUGGACAUGCUAACGAAAACCAUGGCACUCGAGCUCGGAUCGCACAAUAUUCGUGUUAACACUGUGAAUCCGACGGUCGUCAUGACGGAGAUGGGUAAACUCGGCUGGAGUGAGCCGAAAAAGGCUCAAGAGAUGCUGAGUAGAAUUCCACUCGGGCGAUUCGCCGAGGUGGAUGAAGUGAUCGAUGCUGUUGUGUUCCUUUUGAGUGACAAAAGUUCAAUGACAACUGGAGCAAGUAUUCCAGUCGAAGGCGGUUUUAUUGCAACGUAAUUUAAGAAUCUCAAUGUUUUAUUACAUACUUUUGCAAGAAAUGCCAAAAUAUUCAGUAGUGAUCAUGUAUUCUUAUGCGAAGGUGAGAUCUGAAAAGGAUUAUUUUUAGCUUUUUUUAAAGAUCUGUCCAAGAUUUAAAUUAUAAGUACUGCACUUUAUAAAUAAAUAUUUUUAUGUUUA
Messenger RNA from Nasonia vitripennis (jewel wasp), 2091 nucleotides. RefSeq names its product L-xylulose reductase-like. NCBI's taxonomy places the organism in Eukaryota, Metazoa, Arthropoda, Insecta, Hymenoptera, Pteromalidae. The record is from RefSeq and is a predicted model, not a curated record. The transcript has 7 exons. Gene Ontology annotation, molecular function: carbonyl reductase (NADPH) activity; L-xylulose reductase (NADPH) activity. Bases 95 to 829 code for a protein of 244 amino acids. Gene Ontology annotation, biological process: xylulose metabolic process; glucose metabolic process.